GGACCACUUCAUUUGUAGGUCAACAAGACAUUCUACUCUUGAAGCCUGAGUUGUACAGGCUGCUGGAUAAUGCAGUGAGGUUUUGAUGGUGAUGCCAAGGAUGCUGUGAGCUCUGAAUGGCCAUUUAGACUUCUAUUAUAGCAACAGACUAACAACUCCACAGUGAGAGGAGAGAAAUACUCACAGUAGAGUGCAGGCGUUAGAACACACUGCUGUUUGCUAUGUCCUGACAUGACAUUAGCUUAUCAUACUCUCAUUAUCCCUCUCCCAAGCCUGGAAGAACAGCCUCUCACUGUCUUAACUCUAAACAGUAAAGCUCACCAGCACGUCAUCUCACUGCCAGACUUCUCACCUGUACAACAGCUCAACUCUAUGUGGUCAGAUCAGCUGGUCACUGAUGUUUAUUCAUUGUGCUGUGGAGCUUCAGAGGAGACAAGACAUUACCUACUGUACGAGUUUCUAGAUGAGACAUGACUGUUUAUCUGUGUGCUAAGAAGCCAGAAGACACAGAAACCUGAGAGUAGCUGCAGUGAGCAGGAAGUGUUCAUGGUGCAUCUGAUUCUGUAGGCGUGCAGCGCUGCACAGAGGAAAACCACCAGAUGUGUCUGUGGUCGUCCAGUGGAAAGUGCAGCUACCAGAAAUGUGUGUUUGUUUAUGUCAGUGUGGUGGAGAGUAGUGAGUUUCUCAGUACCUCUGUAGCCCCGUUUAUACAUGGUGCUAUCAUGUCCUUUGUCCUGAUCUUCUUUAUAUCAAGGUAUAAUGUGGAGGUCUAAUGUUCAGAAUGAACAGUGGAGGGUGGAGGUAUGGUCACCCAAUACCUCCUCCAGCUCUGAAUAGGAUAGGUACAGUCAUUAUUUACAAAUUAUUUACAAGUAUGGCGAGCUGCUAACUUACUGUUGUGAAUGUGAAGAAUUGAAAAGGCGAAUGCCGACAAAAAUGUGGUAAAAUGUGGCUGUUUGAAAGGGGACCAUAUAAACAUUGCCCAAUUAUUUUUUCAGGUAACAUAACGCAAAACCUAUGUGAAUCAGGUAUUUGUCUCUCUCCCUCUUUCUCUCUCUCUGACCCAUUGAACAAGCUCAGUUGAGAAACUGAAUGCCAACUAAUCACUCUCUCUCUCUUCCCCCUCCUCUCCCUCUCCACAGCUAAAACCACCAAAACAUCUCAAAUGGGGAAACAGAACAGCAAACUCCGCCCAGAGGUGAUGCAGGACUUGCUGGAGAGCACGGACUUCACCGAAGCUGAGAUCCAGGAGUGGUACAAGGGCUUCCUGAAGGACUGCCCCAGCGGAGCCCUCUCCAUGGAGGAGUUCAAGAAGAUCUACGGUAACUUCUUCCCCUACGGAGACGCGUCCAAGUUCGCCGAGCACGUCUUCCGCACCUUCGACGCCAACGGGGACGGGACCAUAGACUUCCGGGAGUUCAUCAUCGCUCUGAGCGUCACGUCACGGGGAAAGCUGGAGCAGAAACUUAAGUGGGCCUUCAGCAUGUACGACCUGGACGGGAACGGAUACAUCAGCAAGGCAGAGAUGCUGGAGAUCGUACAGGCGAUCUACAAGAUGGUUUCCUCUGUCAUGAAAAUGCCAGAGGAUGAGUCGACACCUGAGAAACGCACAGACAAGAUCUUCAGACAGAUGGACACAAAUCGUGAUGGUAAACUGUCUCUGGAGGAGUUUGUUGAGGGAGCAAAGAACGACCUGUCCAUCGUGCGACUGCUGCAGUGUGAUCCCAGCAGCGCAGGGCAGUAGAAGAACCGUCUUCAAUCAUCCAGUAUUAUUUAUUCAGGUCAUUUCAAAACAUUCUCCUUCAUUCACCCAGUGGUGACUGUGCACAACAGAUCAACAUCGAUCAGAUCACCAUCAGAUCACCAAGCUGUCAUCAAGGCAAAGGGUGGCUACUUUGAAGAAUCUCAAAUAUAACAUAUGUUUUAACUUGUUUAACACUUUUCUUUGGUUACUACAUGAUUCCAUGUGUGUUAUUUCAUAGUUUUGAUGUCUUCACUAUUAUUCUACAAUGUAAAAAAUAGUAAAAAUAAAGAAAAACCCUUGAAUGAGUAGGUGUGUC
This is a messenger RNA of Coregonus clupeaformis (lake whitefish), 2060 nucleotides long. Its product is annotated as neurocalcin-delta-like. Gene Ontology annotation, cellular component: cytosol. Gene Ontology annotation, molecular function: actin binding; tubulin binding; calcium ion binding. The record is from RefSeq and is a predicted model, not a curated record. The transcript is spliced from 3 exons. Lineage: Eukaryota; Metazoa; Chordata; Actinopteri; Salmoniformes; Salmonidae. Bases 1166 to 1744 code for a protein of 192 amino acids. Gene Ontology annotation, biological process: calcium-mediated signaling.